AUGAAUUUAUUAAUUUUAAAACUGUUGACAAAGGAAUUUAUAGCUUUAUUUGUAACAAUAUUAAUCUUGCUUUAUUUGUGGUUUAAAUAUCAGUAUUUGUAUUGGAUUAAAAAGGGUGUUUUUGCACCCCAACCAGUGGUACCUUUUGGUAACGUGAGGAAUGUGAUUACACGGAAGACGCAGUUUUUCCAACCUUACUGUGAUAAUUAUUUCAAAUAUAAACAUUUGCCGUAUAUCGGCAUGUAUUUCUUUCAUCGGCCGGUGUUGAGUAUACAUGAUCCAGAUAUAAUAAAACAUAUACUGAUUAAGGACUUCGAUCAUUUUCAAUCGCAUGGUAUAUUUUCUGGAGGCGUUGGUGACCCACUAGCGGGGCAUUUGUUCAACCAGCAUGGGGACACUUGGAAACGUUUACGAUUGAAGGUGUCGCCUUCCUUUUCUAACAACAAGUUUAAAACCAUGUACCCGUUAGUGGAGAAAAUAGCAGAUGAAGCUUUAGCUUACGCAGACCUAUUGCAUUCUAACGGCGAAGCGAUAAAUUUUUCAAAGUUCUACGAAAAGUAUACGAUGGAGAUUAUAGGUAGUGUUGGGUUUGGAGUUGAAUGCAACAGUUUCAAAAAUGAGAAAUCCGAGUUCUGUGUUCGUGGACAGGAAUAUUUCGAUCCGCAGUCAUUGUAUUGGACAUUGACACGCGCAGUGGCUUUUAUUGCACCGGAUUUAUUCAACAAAUUAAAAAUAAGACGCAUUAAUCCAGAAAUCAUCGAUUUCUUCUACAAUUUGGUUAAACAAACUGUUAAUUAUCGUCGGAACAACAAUUACAAGCGAAACGAUUUCCUCCAGACGCUUAUUGAAUUAAAAAACGACGACUCUAUCGAUAACGAAGGCAUGAGUAAAAUACAGAAAGGUAUAUUUUCAAUGAAUGACGUUGCUGCUAACACGAUGCUGUACAUGUUUGCUGGUUACGAGACCUCAGCGACCACUGGCCAGUUAGCGGCCUACGAGCUGGCCCUCAAUCCUCUCGUACAACAAAAGGCCAGGGAUGAGAUAAAAAGAGUACUGGCGAAAUAUGACGGAAAGUGCACUUUUGAAGCACAGAGUGAAAUGGUUUACAUGAACAUGGUCUUAGAUGAAACAAUGAGAAAGUAUCCUCCGAUGCGCGCGUUGUUUCGAAGGUGUACUAAGGAGUACACAAUGCCAAAUAGCGAUGUUGUCAUUGAAGAAGGAACACUAGUGUUCAUUCCCAUACAAGCUAUACAAAUGGAUCCAGACAUAUUCCCGGACCCAGAGACAUUCGAUCCUGAGAGAUUCGUACCUGAGAAAAAGGCUAAGAUGCAUUCAUGUCAUUGGAUGCCUUUCGGUGAAGGUCCGCGUAAGUGUUUAGGUCUCCGUCAAGGGUACGUCCAAUCGAAGCUUGCACUUGUGAAGCUGUUGCACAAGUAUGAGUUGUCGUUGGAUGACCGCUCUCCGGUGCCUAUGAAGAUCAAGGCCUCUUCGCUGGCGUGCUCCGCUGACGGCGGAGUGUGGAUCAAGCUUAACAAACUUGAGGUCUAG
This is a messenger RNA of Parnassius mnemosyne (clouded apollo), 1548 nucleotides long. NCBI's taxonomy places the organism in Eukaryota, Metazoa, Arthropoda, Insecta, Lepidoptera, Papilionidae. The record is from the annotation of a GenBank genome assembly.